UGUAGUAUGUUUAUUUGCUACACGCAGUCCCCCGCCGGAAUCUGAAUCUGACCAUGGCUCCGGUUCUUCGCAAACGGAAAAUUGAAAAAGACAGAAAGACAACAGCACCCAGCGAAGAAGGAGAGAUGGCCGUAGUUGACCCUGUAACUGUAAACAACAAUCGAAAGAUUGGCUGGUGCAAGGCUCGGAGGAAGGCCAUAAAGAUGAGCUGUAUUGCUGAUAUUUUGCCGCAAGAAGUCAUUUUUGCUAUCCUUCUUCUCCUUCCUGUGGAUUUCAUCUAUCAUGUAGUGAGGUAUGUUUGUCGAGGGUGGUAUAAUAUAAUCCGCAGCCCGAGUGUUGCUCAUUCCCACCUCCACAACUCAUCAUCGUCUAAUACCUGCCUCUUUCUCCAGUCCAGUUUCUAUCACACUCCUAAGUCAGGGUAUUUUCUUAGGACUACCAACACUGGCACAAUUGAAUUUAAGCGGCUAGGUUUUGUGCCUCACGGCGUUGUUAUGUCUAGCUGUAACGGCUUACUUUACUUUCCAAAGCAUGAGGCAUUUGAGCCUUGUGUUCUAAAUCCAGUCACGGGGCAGCAGGUUGUUUUACCUUUUUACAAAUUCAGAACUUGUAGACCAGGCACUAACCAUUUCUUGGCUUAUUCUCCUGUUUCGAGGGUAUAUAAGAUUGCACAGCUUAUAAGCUAUGCAUAUAAUGCUACCCCUCGAUUUGCAAUAUUAACCUUAGGUGGUGUUGAGAAAAAGAAAUGGAGACGUAUUGAUGCCAGUCACUUAGGUUUGCACACAUGUUAUUUCCGUUUCCCUCCAUUAUGUAUUGGGCGCUUUAUGUAUUAUUUUUGUGAUCCUCAAGGGAUGUCUAUUGUUGUAUUUGACAUUGAAAUUGAAACUCUUUGGUCAAUUUCCUUCCCCACAAGUGAUUGGAGGGAUCCCAAGAAGUUUUUAGCUAUGUGGGGAUCUCUUUCCAUGAUGGUGAAGGUUAAUUCGUAUUUGAUUAAGACUUGGUUGUUGAUUGAUCCCAAAACGGGGCGAUGGGAGAAGUUACCCGACAUUAAUUUCGUCGCUUCUUCACGAUUGAGAUACCACCGCAUGCCUAUUGGUUCCCUUGGAAAUGGAGAGCUACUGGUGUUUGAGGAGUCAAGUGAAAUUAUUGUAUAUCAUGUCAAAAUGGGAAGAAUUGUUGCUUCAUAUCAACCAGAUGAUAAGGAAUACCCUGCUUGCAUGUACAAGUGGCGUUGCCAUCCCCAUGUUGAUAGCUUGGUCUCCUUGUCUCCCGCGACAACAACAGCAAAACCUGUAGAAGCUUACAAAAAGUAGGGCCGGGCCAUAUGUGUACGGAGACCUUACUCCUAUGUACUCAAAAUUGGGGAGAGUAUUUUCAAGAGUCUCCGAGCUCGAGCAUGCAUCAAAGAAGGCGCAGAACAUAAAACCAACACAGAAGAAGCAAAAGCAAACGGACAAAGAAGAAGAGCGUAAAGAGACGAAUUGCCCGCAUCUAAAGCUUAUUUUA
Messenger RNA from Cuscuta campestris, 1506 nucleotides. Lineage: Eukaryota; Viridiplantae; Streptophyta; Magnoliopsida; Solanales; Convolvulaceae. The record is from the annotation of a GenBank genome assembly.